Molecule: messenger RNA, 186 nt
Organism: Parathielavia appendiculata
Lineage: Eukaryota; Fungi; Ascomycota; Sordariomycetes; Sordariales; Chaetomiaceae
Exons: 1
Coding region: 1-186 (61 amino acids)
Source: RefSeq, a predicted model, not a curated record
AUGGGUCCAGCAGUGCUGGAAGGUGAUAGGCAAAAUAGCAUUCUUGCUGUUGAAGAUCGUACUCCUCGCAAAAUAAUCGGUUGGAAGACUCUAUACCAAGUGUUUCACGGCCGCAAGCCAGACCUCUCACACCACCGAGUGUUCGGGUGUAAGGCAUUUGUUAUGAUAUCGGGCUCAAAAGGGUGA